This is a messenger RNA of Heteronotia binoei (common prickly gecko), 1670 nucleotides long. RefSeq names its product activin A receptor type 1C (gene ACVR1C). NCBI's taxonomy places the organism in Eukaryota, Metazoa, Chordata, Lepidosauria, Squamata, Gekkonidae. Gene Ontology annotation, cellular component: plasma membrane; activin receptor complex. Gene Ontology annotation, molecular function: activin receptor activity, type I; ATP binding. Gene Ontology annotation, biological process: protein phosphorylation; activin receptor signaling pathway; cellular response to growth factor stimulus. The transcript is spliced from 9 exons. The record is from RefSeq and is a predicted model, not a curated record. Bases 48 to 1535 code for a protein of 495 amino acids.
UCAGCCGGGCCGGUUCCGUCCUCCGCGAGCCUCUCCCAUGUCCGGCCAUGCGGCGGGCGCUGCGCUCGGGGCUGUGCGCGGCGGCGCUGAUCCUGGCCGCUUGCGCGGCGCUCUGCACAGGUCUAACAUGCAUCUGCCACUGGUGUGAGAAAACAAACUUCACUUGUGAAACAGAGGGGGCAUGCUGGGCUUCUGUCAUGCUAAUGAAUGGCAAACAAGAGGUGGUGAAGACUUGCCUUUCCGUCCUGGAACUGAAUGCAGAAGUCUUCUGCCAUGGCUCAAAGAGCAUCACCAGGAGGAAAUGCUGCUACACAGACUUCUGCAACAACAUAACUAUCCAUCUCCCCAUAGAUGAAGACUCUUCAAGGAAACCAACACUGAGACCAGUGGAAAUGACAGUGAUUAUUACCAUACCAGUAUGUGUCUUGUCUGUAGCUGUCCUGCUGACUUUGUAUGCAUAUCAAGGCCACCACUGCAGAUUCAAGAAGAAAAAAAGGCCAAACGUUGAAGAACCACUGUCAGAAUGCAGUCUGGUGAACCCUGGCAAAACUCUCAGAGAUCUGAUUUUUGACAUGACAACAUCAGGUUCUGGAUCUGGUCUGCCUCUUCUUGUCCAAAGAACUAUUGCAAGGACUAUUGUUCUUCAGGAAAUAGUAGGGAAAGGUCGAUUUGGUGAAGUCUGGCGUGGAAAAUGGUGUGGAGAAGAUGUAGCUGUCAAGAUCUUUUCCUCAAGGGACGAAAGGUCUUGGUUUCGGGAGGCAGAAAUGUAUCAGACAAUUAUGCUGAGGCAUGAAAAUAUCCUCGGUUUUAUUGCUGCUGAUAACAAGGAUAAUGGAACUUGGACUCAGCUGUGGCUUGUUUCUGAAUACUAUGAGCAAGGCUCUUUGUUUGACUAUUUAAAUAGCAACACCGUGACUGUUGAAGGGGUGAUUAAACUGACUUUUUCCAUAGCAAGUGGCCUGGCCCACCUUCAUAUGGAGAUUGUAGGUACACAAGGCAAGCCCGCCAUUGCACAUAGAGACCUGAAAUCGAAAAACAUUUUAGUGAAAAGGAAUGAGACCUGUGCCAUUGCUGAUUUGGGACUGGCUGUGAAGCACGAUUCUGUAUUAAACACAAUUGACAUUCCUCAGAAUCCUCGAGUGGGAACAAAGAGAUACAUGGCUCCAGAAAUACUUGAUGAUGCCAUGAACAUCAAUAUUUUUGAGUCCUUCAAGCGUGCAGAUAUCUAUGCUCUCGGCCUAGUGUACUGGGAGAUAUCACGAAGAUGCUCAGUUGGAGGAAUUGUUGAGGAAUAUCAGUUGCCUUACCAUGAUGUCGUCCCUUCUGACCCCUCCAUAGAAGAUAUGAGAAAAGUAGUAUGUGAACAAAAUCUUAGACCAAAUAUCCCAAAUCAAUGGCAAAGCUGUGAGGCACUCAGAGUAAUGGGCCGAAUAAUGCGGGAAUGUUGGUACACCAAUGGGGCAGCUCGCCUGACAGCACUUCGCAUUAAGAAGACCAUUUCUCAGCUGUGUGUACAAAAGCAUUCCAAAGCUUAAGACAGAACAUACUUCAAGAACGGAGAAGAAAACGAAUCGUUUUGUAUUUUAUUUUUGCAUUGUUUUGAUUGUGCUCUACCUCACUGUUGGCAAAGUUUUUAGUACAUUAUAUAGACACCAAAACCUGAGUUCUGG